Messenger RNA from Cuscuta europaea, 663 nucleotides. The record is from the annotation of a GenBank genome assembly. Lineage: Eukaryota; Viridiplantae; Streptophyta; Magnoliopsida; Solanales; Convolvulaceae.
AUGCUGUCAAGAUACGGAAGCCAAAACCGUGGAAGCAUUCGACCGAAAUAACAAAGGAUCAACUUCUAAACAUGCGUGAAGAAUUUUGGGACACUGCCCCACACUAUGGUGGGCAGAAAGAAAUCUGGAAUGCUCUCCAGGCUGCAACUGAGGCAACGGAUAUUACCCUUGCGCGAACUAUUGUGAACAGUGCUGGCAUUAUUGUCCACUCCCCUGACAUGACGAUAUGCUAUGAUGAGAGAGGUGCCAAGUAUGAGUUACCGAAGUACGUUUUGAGUGAACCAACGAACUUGAAAGGUGAAAAGACAUAGCUGAAGAAGAGAGAUAAGUUUGGUGAUGCUUGAGGUGGUGUAUGCGCGUGUGUGUAUGUAAAAAUGGAAUGUAGUCCUGUAAUUCGUUUUUGGUGUUUCUGAUGUUAUCAACUAUGAUUUGAAUAUAGCAAUUCUACUUUUGUGUAAUGUUUGAUGGUAGUAUCUGGUGGCUACACCAACCCAUAUCUUGCCCAAUAUACUUGAUGAAAAAGAAAAUGAUAUUAGUACCAACUAUGUGCACCAACUUUUUGAAUACAUGGGUUGGACUGUGUUGGACGAUUGUCCCUGAAGAAAUACUUAAAACUUUGAGAAAGUGUUUCAAUUAAUGUUUGUGUAAUUUGUGUACCACUCG